UACAAAACAGAAAACUAAAAUGAGUCCUCCACAUAUUCUGGCGAUUCCUUUUCCGGCACAAGGCCAUGUAAUUCCCUUGCUGGAGCUUUCCCUAUGCUUAGUUAAUCAUGGCUUCAGUGUCACAUUCGUCAACACAGAUCAUACUCACAACCGGGUCAUCAACGCUUUACAGGAAAAUUCUUCGGGGGAUGGAAUCCAUCUGGUGUCGGUUCCUGAUGGAAUGGAACCUGAUGAUGAUAGAAAUGAUUUAGGGAAGUUAUGUGCAGUAAUGCCUCAGGUGAUGCCUGGUAAGCUGGAAGAGCUCAUAGAAGAUAUAAACAGAAUAGAAGAAGAAAAGCUUGUUUGCGUGAUUGCUGAUGGGAGUACUGGAUUUGCUCUCGAAGUUGCGGAGAAGAUGAAAAUUAAGAAGGCUGCCUUUUGGCCCGCAUCAGCCGCUGCUCUUGCCUCCUUUUACAGUAUUCCGAAGUUGAUUGAGGAUGGAAUCAUGGACACUGAUGGAACACCAGUCAAGAAACAAAUGAUUCAACUUGCACACAAUAUACCUGAAAUCGACAGCACAAACUUUAUUUGGUACAAUGUCGGGGGCGGCUUAGCCCAGAAAACACUUUUUGACUUCAUAUGCAAGAACACAGAAGCUGUGAAAGUAGCAGAUACCCUUAUCGGCAAUUCAACCUAUGAUUUUGAACCUGAAGCAUUCAGCUUGGUUCCAAAUAUGCUUCCAAUAGGACCUCUUUUGGCGAGUAGCCGACAAGGGAAUUCAACAGGAUACUUCUGGCAAGAAGACUUGGCUUGCUUGAAUUGGCUUGAUCAACAGCAGCCUAGCUCAGUCAUUUAUGUUGCAUUUGGCAGCUUCACCGUUUUAGACAAGAUCCAAUUCCAAGAGCUGGCGUUGGGGCUUGAACUCGCAAACAAGCCGUUCUUAUGGGUUGUGAGGCCAGACAUUACUGAUGACGCCAAUGAAGCCUUCCCAGAAGGGUUUCAAGAAAGGGUAGCUAACCAAGGGAAAAUGGUGGGUUGGGCACCGCAACAGAAGGUUCUGAGUCACCCUUCCAUUGCCUGCUUCUUUAGCCAUUGUGGUUGGAAUUCCACCAUGGAAGGUUUAAGCAAUGGGCUUCCUUUCUUGUGCUGGCCAUACUUUGCUGACCAGUUCAUUAAUGAGAGCUACAUUUGUGAUAUUUGGAAGGUGGGAUUGAGGUUUAAAAGAGAUGAAAAUGGUAUCAUAACACGAGAAGAAAUUAAAAGUAAGAUUUAUCAAGUGGUUGGUGAUGAAAAUUUUAAAGCAAGAGCUUCGGCACUCAAGGAAAGUGCCAUAGAAACUGUUAAAGAAGGAGGUCAAUCGAACAAAUGUUUCAACAAUUUCAUUGAAUGGAUCAAGGCAUAGGAACUUGCCACAAGAAAAGUGAUCAUAAUGAAUCAUUUUUAAGGAAAAUAAAACUAUAAUAACUACAGCUAGAGCUGGCUGCAUCACUGCAACAAACUGAACAGAAAAAAAUAAGCCCUCCUCAUUUUCUUGCUGUGCCAUUGCCUCCACAGGGCCAUGUGAUUUAUUUACUUGAGUUCUUAGUAUGCUUGGUCAAGCAUGGCUACAAGAGUCACAUUUGUAAAAUCUAUAUGAUUUAAUGUAUAUCAUUACUUUGUCUAUAUUUCAAUCCCAUUAACAGU
This is a messenger RNA of Mangifera indica (mango), 1662 nucleotides long. RefSeq names its product UDP-glycosyltransferase 83A1-like. Gene Ontology annotation, molecular function: UDP-glycosyltransferase activity. The record is from RefSeq and is a predicted model, not a curated record. The coding region runs from base 20 to 1381 and encodes 453 amino acids. Lineage: Eukaryota; Viridiplantae; Streptophyta; Magnoliopsida; Sapindales; Anacardiaceae. The transcript has 2 exons.